Messenger RNA from Styela clava, 3105 nucleotides. Its product is annotated as intraflagellar transport protein 80 homolog. Gene Ontology annotation, molecular function: protein binding. The record is from RefSeq and is a predicted model, not a curated record. Gene Ontology annotation, cellular component: intraciliary transport particle B; cilium. Lineage: Eukaryota; Metazoa; Chordata; Ascidiacea; Stolidobranchia; Styelidae. Gene Ontology annotation, biological process: cilium assembly.
UUUUUUUAAAUUACAUGUAGUACAUUUUUACAGAAAAUUAAAUUAUACUGCUGUACUGAAGCCCUUUCAAACCUUUGUGUAUACCACUGUACCACAAUGAGGUUUAAAAUAAGCAUUCCAAAAGAUCAACCAUCUCAAGAGGUUAUAUCUUGUGUGGCUUGGAGCUCAGCUAACGAAGUUUUGUCAUGUGGUGAUGAUCAUCAAGUUAUGAAAUGGAACCUUGUCAGUGGAGAGACACAGGUUCUGACCAAGUUUACUAAUGAUGUUUAUUGUACACAUAUGCAUCGUUUUCCAACUUCAGGACAAGGCGGAAAAAAACAAGGACAGGGCGAACUUUUUGCAGUCACAAGCACAGAGGGUAAAUUCAGGUUAAUGGCAAGCUCGGGGAGAAUUGACAAAACUAUAGAGGCACACACUGGUGCUGUUAUCAGCGGGAAGUGGAGUCAUGAUGGUACAGCUUUUGUUACAGUAGGUGAAGAUGGUCAGAUAAAAAUAUGGUCGAGAUCUGGUAUGUUGCGUUCCACUUUAUCACAGUUUUCUUCUCCAGUUUAUGACGUUGCAUGGAGUCCAGAAUGUGAUCAUUUGUUAUAUACAGCUGGAAAACAGCUAGUUAUAAAAUCUCUGCAACCUUCAGCAAAACCAGUAACAUGGAAAGGCCAUGAUGAGCUGAUUUUGAGGGUGGAUUGGAAUCCAGUGAGUGGAUUAAUUCUUUCUGGAGGGGAAGAUUGUAAAUACAAAGUAUGGGAUAGCUAUGGUCGUCCUAUAUAUACCAGUAUUACUCAUGACUACCCAAUCACGUCAUUGUCCUGGUCUCCUGAUGGAGAAUUGUUUGCUAUUGGCUCAUAUAAUACCCUGCGUCUUUGUGAUAAAUCUGGUUGGUCUCAUAGUUUAGAGAAGCCUGCAACUGGAAGCAUAUUCAAUGUAAUUUGGAGCAACGAUGGUACUCAAGUUGCGUGUGCAUGUGCAGCAGGAAAAGUUCUUUUCGCUCAUGUGAUUGAACAACGUCUUGAGUGGAAAAAAUUCGAAGUGAGUGUUGUGAGUCGCAAAACAAUUGAAGUACGUGAUGUCACGAAUAAUGCACAUGAAGUUUUGGACAUGAAGGAUCGCAUCAUCAAAGUGUCACUGGGAUAUGAUCAUUUGGUUGUUGUGACAUCAUCACAGUGUCAUGUCUACCACACCACAAACUUCAAUACUCCAGUUAUAUUUGAUCUCAAAGAAGGUACUGUUUCUAUGAUUACUCAAUCAGAAAAACAUUUCAUGCUAACAGAAGCAACAGGAAUUACAAUAUAUUCAUAUGAAGGACGUACUGUUUGCAGUCCUAAACUGCCACCAUCUGUGCGGCCUAGUCUUCUUAGUAACCACAUUUUGUCAUUGAGUAAGGAUGCAUUUGCAAUUCGAGACAACAAUGAGCAUCGUGCAGUAACUGUUUUCGAAACCUCAUCUGGUAAACCUCUCAAUGAUAACAAGCCUAUUUUACACAAACUUGAAGUGCAACAACUUUGUCUGAGCCAAUGUGGUUCAAUGAAAGAAAGAUUUCUUGCUGUGAUAGACAAGAAUAGGGAUUUAUACUUAACACCUAUCAGAAAACUUGAAGCUCAUUACAAUACAACAAAGCUGUCAACAAUGAUGAGAUCCAUAUGUUGGAAUGACAACACAAACAUGCUCUGUGGUGUUCAAGAAAACAAACUUAUUGUAUGGUAUUACCCAUCUGUUGCAACAGUAGAUAAGGAUAUUAUGGCUCGAACCGUAUUUGAAAAGGACAUCGCUGAUUGUGGGAAGAAUCCCGAACUUCGGGCAUUCAUUGGUAAUACAGCUGUUAUACGACAAGCUGCAGGAGCAACAACCACCAUUGGCAUUCCUCCUUAUCCAUCUAUUCUUCAUCAGCUCAUGUCAUCUGAUCGCUCUGAAGAAGCAUUGAGACUUUGUCGAUUUGUCAAAGAAACAUCACUCUGGGCAUGCCUCGCGGCCAUGUCAGUUCAAAGGAAAGAUCUUUUUACAGCUGAAAUGGCAUAUGCUGCUAUAGGUGAAGCUGAUAAGGUGGAAUAUCUGCAUCAUAUCCAGAAUAUCAAGUCAAAAGAAGGGAGAAUGGGGGAGAUUUCUCUUUUUUGUGGCAACGUACCAGAUGCAGAGGCAACUUUUAUUGCAGCUGGCUUAAUGUACCGAGCUAUCAAGCUGAAUGUUGAUCUAUUUCGAUGGGAACGUGCACUGGAACUUGCAACAAAGCAUAAAACCCAUGUGGACACAGUUCUUGGUUUCAGAGGACUGUAUUUACAAAAGUUAGGGAAGCCAGAAUCAAUCGCAGACUUCAAAAAUAUGGCAAACAAAGUGGAAGUGAAUUGGCAAAAUAUCAACAAUAAAAUUGAAAUGGAGUUAGAAAAAGAGGCAGGGAAUUAACUUGUAAUUAAAUGUGUAACAUUGCAGAACUAGCAUUGAUAAACUCGAACAUGUACUUCCACGUUUCUCAAUCAAUUGAUGUAUCAACAAAAACCACACAUGUACAUUUUCCAACCAUCCGCUUAGAAAAAAAUUCCAAUUGCUUAUAUAUAUAUUACUUGUAGAACUUAUAGGCUAAUGUAGUUUUCUCAUAUUUACCAAUCACAGUUUCAACUGUGAAAAUUUCAUGGUUCAAUAAUAUAUUUGUGAUUUAAAGUCAAUAUGGACAAUCUAUUUAAAAUUAGUUCCCAAAUUCAAAUUAUUUUUCUAUAUUCGUAAAUAAGCUGCUGAAAUAUUCUUUGUAUGCUUUAUCAGCCUGUUCUUCUUUUAUUUCAUUAUUUUACACCUAUUUCUCAUGUAUCCCAUAUAUUGAACUAGAAUAAAAAGUGUUUGAAGUAAGAUUAGAAUUCGAAAGUGAACAAUAUAGAUUAGCCUCACCAGGUUCCAAAUAUAAUACGAUACAUGUUGUAUCGGUUUCUAUCCUACGAUGUAUUAAAAUAUUUAACUGUGGUGGUGUCCAUUAUACUGUUUUAUUUUGUAAUUUUCUGUACUCGGCUGUAAUUUAUUAUUACGUUUUCUGUAAAUUUUAUUUUUUUACUUCAAGUUGUGAAUUGUAUUCAUAGUGUAUUAUAGCAUAUUGAUUAUUAGAAUCAAUGAAUGGAAGGUCUCGAG